ACUUCAUUCUACGCAAUGGAACAUAGCGACCAAACUAUCGGUUAGCAGCUGGGAGUAGCGUUACUUUGCUGUGGGGAUUCCUGCCUAAUGUUGUCUUUUUGUUAACUUUUUUUUUUGGUUUGUAAGGAACGGGAGGUGCGCGACAAGCCCGGAUCCGUACCGGGUUAUGCCUCAGUCCUGAGCCCCCCGGCGCGCUGUACCUGCGCGGCAAAUGUGUCAACGGGCGAGCAGCGGUUUCCGCUCGCGCGGUGUUGUGACGGCUAGCCGUUGUCCGCUAGCAGGCGAGCUAGCUAGCUAGCUAGCUCGUAUGGAUGGUGUCGGGUACCGCCACGAAGAGGGUGAUAAUUAGCGCUGGGAGCGGGCUGUACUCUGCUCGGCGGCUGGUCUGUUGUGGGCAGAUUCGCCACCUCUUAACGCCGGCCACUUUCCGGAUAAUGCUCUGGAUGUCACAGCGAGGAGGACCAGAAAAUGGAAAUAUUAUCUUAACAUCAAGUCGAUUACUCAACGUGUCAGAAACAUGGAGUGAAUUCCUUCACACCACCAUGCACGCAUCUGGCCGUUUUUAAAGACCAGCUGCCGCGACUGGAUGUGCAGCCUAAUCUGUCUUCAUCCGAUGUGCUUCCGGUGAAACAUUAAUUAUGUGUCCGCGGCGGUCGGAUAUGCGGAGAUUCCUAUAAACAGUAGCGUGGAUUCGUGCAAAGGAAGCCCGAAGAGGGAAGUGCAGGACGGGAUAGGUACACAGACGCUACCCGUUCCCGAAGAAACAUGGCCUCGGUGUGGAAGAGACUGCAACGUGUGGGGAAGCAUGCCUCCAAAUUCCAGUUUGUGGCUUCCUAUCAGGAACUGAUGGUGGAAUGCACCAAGAAAUGGCAACCGGACAAACUGGUGGUGGUUUGGACGCGCAGGAGUCGGCGGAAAUCAUCCAAGGCUCACAGCUGGCAGCCCGGCAUCAAAAACCCCUACAGAGGAGUGGUGGUGUGGCCUGUGCCAGAGAACAUAGAGAUCACAGUCACUCUCUUUAAGGACCCCCAUGCAGAGGAGUUUGAAGACAAAGAGUGGACGUUUGUCAUUGAAAACGUGAGUUCUCUUCUGGCUUCCAUCCCAUGUGACAUAAGUGCACCCUGUGGCUGGGUGCCUUGCGUACAAGCGAGCUGACAUAAAAGUAAAUGU
Gasterosteus aculeatus aculeatus (three-spined stickleback) is the source of this 1170-nucleotide messenger RNA. NCBI's taxonomy places the organism in Eukaryota, Metazoa, Chordata, Actinopteri, Perciformes, Gasterosteidae. The record is from RefSeq and is a predicted model, not a curated record.